Molecule: messenger RNA, 1880 nt
Organism: Pseudocercospora fijiensis CIRAD86
Lineage: Eukaryota; Fungi; Ascomycota; Dothideomycetes; Mycosphaerellales; Mycosphaerellaceae
Product: glycoside hydrolase family 17 protein
Exons: 1
Coding region: 43-1749 (568 amino acids)
Source: RefSeq, a predicted model, not a curated record
CAUCUUCUUACUGUCUUUUUGGGUCAAGAAAUCAGCAACAUCAUGCGAUCACUUUCGUUACUCACACUGGCUAGCAGCGCCAGCGCCGCAGUCCACGGCUUCAACUAUGGGGCUUUGUAUGCAGACCAGUCAGCCCGCACUCAACAAGACUUCGAGGCAGACUUCAACGCUGCGAAGAACCUGCCUGGCUCGCAUGGCUUCUCCUCCGCACGUCUCUUCACCAUGAUUCAGGGCUACACAACCAACACGGUGAUCUCUGCCAUCCCAGCCGCUAUCGCGACAAACACAAGCCUCCUCCUCGGCCUGUGGGCUAGUGCUGGUCCCGACGCUUUCAACCAGGAGAUUACAGCUUUGAGAAACGCCAUCAACCAGUAUGGCACAAGCUUCACAGAUCUGAUUGUCGGCAUCUCGGUUGGGUCUGAGGAUCUUUACCGAGUCUCGCCAACGGGAAUCGAGAAUGACAGUGGUCCAGGCUCAUCGCCUGAUCAGCUUGUGGGAUACAUUGGCCAGGUUCGUGACGCCAUUGCAGGCACAGCAGCAUCUGGAAAAUCUGUCGGACAUGUCGAUACAUGGACUGCAUACACCAACAGCUCGAAUGCUGCCCUGAUCAACGCCGUUGACUGGCUUGGGAUGGAUGGAUACCCAUACUACCAGACUGUCAAUGCCAACGGAAUCGAGAAUGCCGAGUCACUCUUCUUCCAGUCGUACGACGCUACUGUAGCCGUUGCACAAGGCAAGCCUGUUUGGGUCACUGAGACCGGAUGGCCAGUGACUGGACCUCAAUCAGGCCAAGCUACAGCCUCUAUUGCCAAUGCUGGAACGUACUUCAAAAACGUCGGCUGUCGCCUGCUCAAUGGCGACUACAACAUCUGGUGGUACCAAUUGAAUGAUGGCCAGACUGACCAGUCGGCCACCUCAUUCCGUGUUAUCAAUGCUGAUCGUGGAGCACCCCUCUACGAUCUGUCUUGCUCUAGCUCCGCCGAAAGCAGUUCUCCCCAGGCUGCCAGCCAUACCACCCUCGCUACUGCCGUAAAGUCCGCCGCGAUUGCCGCAACAUCUGUCGCCAGCAUUCAGACUGUACCAAACCCACCAGCGACUACCGUGGGCUCUGCAGCUUCUGCAGCUACCAGUGUCAUCUCUGCACCAGCUGGCUCCCAGGGCGCAGUCCAGUCUGCAGUCCAGUCUGCCAAGCCAUCGACUUUGGUGACUAUUGCUAGCUCCUCUGCUUCAUCGGCACCAUCCUCUGCACCCGAAAGCAGCGACUGCCCCACCAACUUGAAUGGGGUAUUCGAGUAUCCACAUCUUCUUGUCCCGGUCGACUCUGCCAACCCUUCAAAGGCCUAUGGUACACAGUACAACGGAACGAUCUCAUCCACCACGAGCAGCAUCUUUAACUUUGAUAUUCAUCCGGACCAUGCUGGAAAGACAUGUUCCGUUGUCUUCCUUUUCCCAGAGCAGAAGGAUCUGACCAGCUCUGCCUUCACUUUCAACGGCAAGGGAGGUCUUCACUGCUCAAAGCUUGUCUCUCCGGCCAACGAGCAGACUACGUACGCCAACAAGCCAGCUGGCAGCGGAGCUAGCAGCGCGAUCUCCUCCAUUGCGCCCGGAAAUGGCUACACGAUCUUCACUGGCAAGUGCGAGGCAGGCGAGCGAGUCGCGUACGAGUUCUCGAGCGCGGAUGGAUUGGAGCUUGAGUACUUCCAGGACUAUAACCCAUCCCCGAUCGGUGCUUACAUCACCGUCUGCUAAGCGGCUGAUCAUCGUACGAGGUAUGAACAAAAGUAUGAGGCAUAUAUUUACGAGCACACGACUACAUUUGUAUAGACUAGGUUGGAGAUCUGGGGUAGUGUAAUGUCAAAUUGGAGACUUUCACCCUGUAG